CAUGCCACUUAAAGGAAAAUAAUAAUAAAAGGCUUUUGUUUUGGGUUUUAACAAUGUAGUGUAAUAUGUUUAUCUUUGUAACUGUAGUGACGCGCUACUGCGCACGUCACGAAUCAGGAAGUUGAUCGCUAUGCGAUAGUCAAUCGCAACAGCCUGCAAUCUCUCUCAGUCACCUGUUUCUCCAGCGAUCGCGUUUUUCCUUUCCCUUUGCUAAAGCAACGUCUUUUCACAAUAUUCCCAGUAAAUUUUAUGGAGAUUAAUCAUCUGUGUCCUGGAGUUUUCUUGGGAGUGUUUAAGCUGAAUGGAUCGUAGUCCAUGACAGUGAAAAGACGGCGACACAGCUAAUGAGGGACACAAGGAUCGCUUUUUCACGGAGCAAUUCAAUGCCAAGAGAAGUGGCCAACGCUACAGCAUUACAGUGUGCUUCUCAUGUUAUUGACACCGGAGUGAGUCACGAUGUCACAACGAAGCAACAGUAAAAAAGGCAAUGAAGAUAUCCAGUCAGAGACUGUGCGUUCAAGAAGCAGUCGUGCAUCUGGUACAUCGUCCAGCUCGAAGAUUAGUAUGGCUGUCGCCAUGGCAAAGGCAAAGGCUGAAGCAGCGCAAGCUAGAGCAGCACACACGCAGAAAGAAAUCGAACUUAAAGUAGAGCAAGCUCGUGUUCAAGCCAAUCUUGAUGCAUUAAAUGAGGAGAAAGAAAAGGAUGCUGCCAUAGCAGAGGCAAAUGCUCUUGUUGCCGGAUUACAAGAUAUGGGUUUUGAAGUAUGCAGUAAGGCUAGCAGCCAGGUUCCUCAAUCGGUCAAAGACCAGCGAGUCGCCGCUUAUGUGUCAGCACAAGCCAGCCUAUGCAGCAAAGGUUUAUCGGUAAGAAGAGGUAGUGACUAUAUUUCACCAACGCUGCAUCCUCCACAUUCUCAAACUAAUGAUGCAAUCAUCUCAACGCCUCACCCACUCAGCACGAGUCAAAAUUAAGCUGCUGCUUCUGCAGACACUAUGCCACAUCAAGUUUAUCAAGCUCCUCAGACCAGUGGAGUGCCGCUACAACAAAGCUACAAUCCAGCGUUUAACACUUUCUCAGUUCUUCAGCGUGAUGAAAGUCGCUUGCAACAGAACGUCAAAUCGGAUCCCUCCCCUCCUGCGCGCGCACAUGUUCACAAGACACCUUAUGAAGCUAGCUAUGAUCAUUCUACUUCCACUGGAGAUCUCAUCAAAUACCUAGCUCGUAGCAGCCUGGUGACUUCAGGUUUAUCCGCAUAUGACGAUCAGCCAAUUAACUAUUGGGCCUGGAAAACAUCGUUCCUGAAUGCUAUAACCGAUCUAGACCUGUCGGCUGCAGGAGAACUUGACCUCCUCACCAGGUAUCUAGGAAAAGAGUCAACAGAGCAAGUAAGAAGAAUUAAAACUGUCAACAUUAAGGAUCCAGUCAUUGGAUUGCGCAUGGCAUGGGAACGCCUUGACAAAGUAUAUGGAUCACCAGAGGCCGUCGAGCAGGCUUUGUUCAACAAGCUAGAAAACUUCCCGAAGGUUACGAUGAAGGAUCCACGAGGACUCAGGGAUCUAGCCGACCUGUUAUCGGAGCUUCAAGCAGCCAAAGAAGAUAACUAUCUUGCAGGCUUAUCGUAUUUGGAUACCUCCAGAGGUAUUAGGCCUAUUAUCGAGAAACUACCAUACAACAUGCAAGAAAAGUGGCUUUACCUUGGAGCAAAAUACAAACAGGAACAUUUGGUUAGUUUUCCACCUUUCUCCGUGUUUGUAGACUUCAUCACCAUGGAGGCAAGGGCUCGCACUGACCCAAGUUUUAACUUCUUCACGGAAGCCACAGUGGAGAGAAAGAGUAAAUGGGAGAAACCUACUAAGACACCAGUAUACGUUCACAAGACGCAGGUCUCAGGGGUUUCUAAGGCAGAAUAUGGAGAAAGUACAGAACGUAUUGAUCCCAACAAACACUGCCCCCUGCACAAGAAGCCUCAUCCUCUGAGGAAGUGCAGAGGCUUUUGCGAGAAGAGCAUAAAUGAUCGUAAACAUCUUUUGAAAGAGCAUCAUAUCUGCUUUCGCUGUUGCUCCUCCACAGACCAUAUAGCAAAGAACUGCACCGCUGAAAUAAAAUGUACAGAGUGUGGGAGUGUGGCUCAUGUGACAGCACUUCACCCCUACUCACCUACCUGGAAAUCUAAGGCAUUCCCUUCCACUUCAGAGGAUGGUGGGGAGGAGGACAAAGCAGAAAUCAGAGAGGUUAAGUCGACGUGCACUCAAGUAUGUGGUGAAGGAUUGAGCGCUAGGACAUGUGCUAAGAUCUGCCUUGUUAAUGUGUUCCCCAAUGGCUGCAAGAAUGAGUCUAAGAGAAUGUACGCCAUACUAGACGAACAGAGCAAUCGCUCCCUAGCACGGUCGGAGUUCUUUGAGAUUUUUAAGAUCUCUGGAAAUUCCUACUCAUACACCCUCAAGACCUGUGCAGGGUGUUCAGAGACGGCGGGAAGGAGAGCCAGUGGUUAUACUGUGGAGUCGGUGGACAAGAAAAUUGGCAUUCGUUUACCUACACUCCUGGAGUGCAACCAAAUCCCUAACGUUCGCACUGAGAUUCCUACGCCGGAAGCAGCCUACCAUCAAGCCCACCUAAAGCGUAUCGCUGAUAAGAUUCCGCCUUUAGAUCCGGACGCCAAAAUUCUCCUCUUACUGGGGAGAGACAUCUUACAAGUACACAAGGUCCGAGAACAGAUUAGCGGCCCAGGUGAUGCACCGUUUGCGCAAAGGCUUGAUCUAGGAUGGGUCAUCAUUGGUGAUGUGUGCCUUGGAGGUGCUCACAGAACACAAGAGGUGAGAAGCUACAAAACAGCCAUUUUCGAGAACGGCCGUACGAGCUAUCUCCAACCAUGCAACAACCAGAUCAAAAUAAAAGAGGUAUUUGAGCAAGCGUUUAGACCUCAGCAUCAUUCAGCACCAAUCUCCAUCAAUGGUUCCAUGACGCUCAGUGGAGACUGCUUAGGGCAAACUGUCUUCGCUCGUUCUCCCGAUGAUCAUAGACUCGCUGCAUCCAUGGAGGAUCUAGAGUUUCUGAAGAUAAUGGAAGCCGAGUGUUUUCAGGACAGUUCUGGAAGUUGGGUCGCACCUUUACCCUUUCGGUUGCCGAGACAGCGGCUGCCCAACAACAGGAAGCAGGUUUUUGACCGUUUUGUCUCGCUCCAGCGCUCACUGGACAAACGACCACAGAUGAAAGCCGAUUUCCUAGAGUUUAUGGAGAAGAUGUUCAAGAAGGCACACGCUGAAGUUGCUCCACCAGUACAGCCUGGACAAGAGUGUUGGUACUUACCCCUGUUUGGUGUGUAUCAUCCAAGGAAACCAGAUAGGAUUCGUGUGGUCUUCGACAGUAGUGCAUCAUGUGAAGGAGUGUCGCUCAACGAUGUCUUGCUAACUGGUCCCAACCUUAAUAAUAGCCUGUUAGGUGUCCUUAUGAGGUUCAGGAAGGAACAGGUGGCGAUCACUGCCGACAUCGAGCAGAUGUUCCACUGCUUUGUAGUCAAGGAAGACCAUCGUGACUUUCUUCGCUUUCUGUGGUACAGGGACAAUGACCCUACCUCCGACAUCAUUGAUUACAGAAUGCGGGUGCACCUUUUUGGGAAUAGUCCCUCGCCUGCCGUUGCAGUGUAUGGUCUGCGACGGGCAGCUAAGAAAGCAGAAGCAGACUAUGGUAGUGAUGCAAGAAGAUUCAUCGAACGCGAGUUCUAUGUUGACGAUGCUCUAAAGUCCUUCAGCACAGAGGAAGAGGCCGUCAGCGUCCUAGGGUGA
Messenger RNA from Carassius gibelio (silver crucian carp), 3783 nucleotides. RefSeq lists its product as uncharacterized. NCBI's taxonomy places the organism in Eukaryota, Metazoa, Chordata, Actinopteri, Cypriniformes, Cyprinidae. The transcript is spliced from 2 exons. The coding region runs from base 994 to 3783 and encodes 929 amino acids. The record is from RefSeq and is a predicted model, not a curated record.